AUGAAAGGCAUGUGCUAUUUUACCAAUGUGGUCCUGUUCUUCAUAGCCAGUGGAUCAAGUGGAUGGCUCAUCCAUAACGCGACAGAUUCCACUUCAUUAGCCAAUUUCACCGACAUGAACUCAAUGUUAAACGCGCAGGUGUCUGCGCUCACCCCCAAGUCUAGACGGAAACGCUGGAUUUCACAAAGCGACAUGCUUGCCAUCCUUGACUAUCACAAUAAAGUCCGAGCAAACGUCUUUCCACCUGCUGCAAAUAUGGAGUAUAUGGUGUGGGAUGAAGGCCUUGCCAGAUCUGCUGAAGCCUGGGCAGCCACGUGUCUCUGGGAACAUGGACCACCAUUUCUACUGAGAUACCUGGGACAGAACCUGUCGGUCAGAACAGGGGGAUAUCGCUCCAUUCUGCAGCUGGUCAAACCUUGGUAUGACGAAGUCAAUGAUUACAUGUUUCCAUACCCUCGUGACUGCAACCCCAGGUGUCCUAUGAGGUGCUCUGCACCGAUGUGUACACAUUACACUCAGAUGGUGUGGGCUACAACGAACAGAGUUGGGUGUGCAGUUCAAACGUGCUAUAACAUGGUUGUCUGGGGAGCCAUGUGGAGACAAGCAACAUACCUGGUCUGUAAUUAUUCCCCAAAGGGGAACUGGGUAGGAGAACCUCCCUACAGAGUUGGCAUCCCAUGUUCAGCAUGCCCACCAAGCUACGGAGGCUCAUGUAGUAACAACCUAUGUUUCCCUGCAAUAACGUCCAACUACAUGUACUGGUUCAAGUAA
Salvelinus namaycush (lake trout) is the source of this 771-nucleotide messenger RNA. RefSeq names its product peptidase inhibitor 15b (gene pi15b). The transcript has 5 exons. Lineage: Eukaryota; Metazoa; Chordata; Actinopteri; Salmoniformes; Salmonidae. Gene Ontology annotation, cellular component: extracellular region. Bases 1 to 771 code for a protein of 256 amino acids. The record is from RefSeq and is a predicted model, not a curated record.